AUGGAUGGUACAAACACAAAGAAGAAACGAUUACGACGAUUUAGAAGACGACGACCCAAGGAACACAUUGCUGAAUUUAGAUCUGAUGUUGUUGGUAUCAUGUUUUUAGAAAUCUGUCAUGCCAAUGAUUUACCUCCAGAAAGAAAUGUGACUCGAACAAGCUUUGAUAUGGAUCCCUUUGUGAUUGUGACAUUUGGUGCAUCUACCUUCCGAACAAGAUCUAUUAGACACAAUUUGAAUCCAGUGUGGAAUGAAAAACUCUUUUUUCAUGUUCGACAUCAUGAAUCUAACUAUAAACUCAAAUUCGCACUUUAUGACAGGGACAAAUUCUCAGGCAAUGACUUGGUAGCAUCACAACAAGUACCUAUUAUUGAUAUUAUUGAACAAUCCAAAGAACGAAGACGUAAUCAGCUCUCAGAAUCUUACCAAGCUUUAUCACCCGAUGCUAUUGAUGUGGAUAUGGAUCUCAAUACGAUCGCUUUGAAAAUGUUUAAAGAAGAUAAAUGGCAAAACAAGCAUCAACCAACUUUGACCUUACGUGCCAAAUUCGUACCUUAUGUGGAAAUUCGAAAAAUGUUUUGGUUGGCGUUGGCAAAAACAUAUGAUAUUGAUGAAAAUGGAACCAUGAGCAAGCUGGAAGUACAGGCCAUGUUGGAAAGUUUAGGCUCUACCAUUACUGAAGCAACUCUAGAUGACUUUUGGCGACAGCAUGGCAAGGAUCCUAACAAUGAAUCGGAUGAAAUCUCUAUGGAUGAUCUUGCGCAAAGUUUGGAAGAUUUUAUGCUUUCAUCGGUGACUGAUGAUGAUGAAAUCAUUGUUGACGAUGAUGAUCUGGAAGCACUACAAGAAGCACAAGGUAUUCAAUUCAUGGGAUCAUCAUCACCUACUCGACUAGAAAUAUCUGAUUCCUCUGGAAAUACAUCGGACGCUAUGCAACCUUCAUCUUUACCGACAUCUCUCAACACCACUACUCAACCAAUGCCAGUAUACCCUCAACAAAAGGUUAAAACAACAAUGGUUCAUCAACAACAUGAAAAAGUAAUUCGAUUAACCGAAUGUCCUAUUUGUCAUCGACCUAAUCUUUCACGACGUGCUCAAAUGGACAUUGUUACUCACGUUGCUACAUGUGCGGCAAACGAUUGGACAACAGUAGAUCGGUUUUUAAUGGGCAAUUUUAUCACGGAACAGUAUGCUCAAAGAAAAUGGUUUGUCAAAUUGGUCAGCAAAGUUGGUUAUGGAAAAUAUGCUCCUGGAAGGAAUAAUGCAAAUAUUAUUGUCCAAGAUAGGAAAAGUGGUCAGUUGAUUGAAGAACGAAUGAGUGUUUAUAUUCGACUUGGCAUGCGUCUGGUAUACAAAGGCAUGAAGACUGGAAUUCAAUCAAAAACAGCCAAACGAGUCUUAGCCAAUAUGACAGUUCGACAAGGAAAACGAUUUGACUCCCCACAAAGUGCACGCGAAAUCCCAGCAUUUAUCAAAUUCCAUCGUCUAGAUAUGUCAGAAGUGUUAGAACCAUUGGACCAUUUCAAAACAUUCAAUGAAUUCUUUUAUCGAAAACUGAAACCUGAUGCUCGACCUUGUGAAUAUCCUGAUGAUCCCAAGGUAGUUGUGAGUCCGGCAGAUUGUCGUAUGAUGGCAUUCCAAACAAUAGAUCAAGCAACCAAGAUAUGGAUCAAGGGAUUGGACUUUACUGUUGCAAAACUAUUGGAUGAUGUCAACUAUGCUCGACAUUUUGAAGGUGGUUCGUUGGCUAUUUUUCGUUUAGCUCCUCAAGAUUAUCACCGAUUCCAUAUUCCAGUCGAUGGAGUGAUUACAGAAACGAAACAUUUGGAAGGUCAAUAUUAUACGGUGAAUCCUAUGGCUAUUCGGACCACAUUGGAUGUAUAUGGAGACAAUGCAAGGUCGAUUGUACGUAUGGACACUGAACAAUUUGGCAAGGUGGCAAUUGUAUGUAUUGGGGCAAUGAUGGUUGGAUCAAUUAUCUUGACGGCAGAAACGAAUGUACCAUUAAGACGUACUGAUGAAUUGGGUUAUUUCGCCUUUGGUGGAAGCACUUUGGUGGUUAUCUGGGAAAAAGACGCUAUCCAGAUGGAUCAAGACUUGUUGGAGAAUUCGGAAAAAUCUUUGGAAUCUUUGGUCAGAGUUGGUGAAAGAAUAGCUUCUGCAUCUACUAUCCCUUCCCCUUCCAUGGCUUCCUCGACUGCUUCUUCUCCAUGA
This is a messenger RNA of Halteromyces radiatus, 2214 nucleotides long. Its product is annotated as phosphatidylserine decarboxylase-domain-containing protein. Gene Ontology annotation, biological process: phospholipid biosynthetic process. Lineage: Eukaryota; Fungi; Mucoromycota; Mucoromycetes; Mucorales; Cunninghamellaceae. The record is from RefSeq and is a predicted model, not a curated record. The transcript has 7 exons. Gene Ontology annotation, molecular function: calcium ion binding; phosphatidylserine decarboxylase activity. The coding region runs from base 1 to 2214 and encodes 737 amino acids.